Molecule: messenger RNA, 4690 nt
Organism: Gallus gallus (chicken)
Lineage: Eukaryota; Metazoa; Chordata; Aves; Galliformes; Phasianidae
Gene: ZC3H7A
Product: zinc finger CCCH-type containing 7A
Exons: 23
Coding region: 1049-3964 (971 amino acids)
Biological process (GO): miRNA processing
Molecular function (GO): protein binding; metal ion binding; miRNA binding
Source: RefSeq, a predicted model, not a curated record
GGGGGCCGUGGGGUGCUGGGGGUGCAGGCCGUGGGGGCUUCCGUUACUUUGCUUGGUGACCAUAGGAAAAUGAAGCAGUUGUUUGUGCUGCACUAAGGUAUGGGUUGAACAGCACUAACUGGGAGGGACUUCGGUCCGAUCACUGAAGGCUGCUGAGAAGUGUUUGCAAACGUUCCAGGUCAGUCGGAGAAGGGAGGGUGUCCGACCCAGCCGUUUUCUGCUCUCGGCUGGGAGUGUGUUCAAUUUAGUGAGAGAUGUAUUUUGUUUUUAUUUUACUUUAAUUCCAUUCUUCCACUGUUGCUGUGAAAUAAAUUCCUGCACAAACUAAUCUGCUUCCCAAAAAUAUGCCUUGUCUCGAGGUAGUUUUUUUAUCAGGGAUGUAGGGUUUGCAGAAUAAGACAUUUGUGCUGCUGGCCUUCUGGCUAAAAUGGAAGCUGUUCUUCCAGUGCGGCGAGGCGCAGCCAUGGGCAGCAGAUCCGUGCUGCAGGCAGCCUUCUUGGGCAGUGCGCACGGCUUUUCUGCCUGUUUGCCUUGAGUAAUUGUAAACCCACUAAAUGAAGGUCGUGAAGAAAAAAGCACCGAUUCAGACUAGCGAGCUCAUGCUGAAGGGUUCAGUUGGCAAUGUGGAAUGGAAGUCAUUCGUUUUUACAGACGAAGCAGGUGGUCUUUGCUGGCCGUGGUGUCCGGGGGUCUCCCAGCGGGUGCUGGGCGCGCGGUCCUCCUGCUUCCAGGCACACCUCGCUGCUUGGCUGGCGGUGAGAGCCUCGGGAGGUGGCUCUAACAGUAGUUUCCUAAUCAACCGGUCUUACUAUCAACAAUUAUGCUGAGCUUUUGAGGUAACUUCCACUGAAUACUGAAAUAAAUGUAGUACGGAGCUGUUACAGAAGGACCCUGUGGGAGCACUGAGCCUCAGCUUGGUUGAGCAGCAACUUGCACAUGCUGCGUGAGCAGCUCGCUUCAGCCCGGCUGAUGUGACUGCAUCGUGCAGAGCCGCAGGGGAGCAGAAAUGGGGGAGUUGUGUAUCUGAAACGUGGAUGUUCAGGAUAACAUGUCCAAUGUGUCGGAAGAAAGAAGCACUAGACAACAGGACAUUAAGAAAGGACUUCAGUUUAUAGAAUCUACCUUGCCCUACCCAGGGACACAAGAACAAUAUGAGCUAUUUAUACGAGAACUUGUUAGAAAUCUUUUUAAUGAAGGGAAUGAUGUGUAUCGAGAAGGUGAUUGGAGAGGAUCGCUGAAUCACUAUUCAGAAGCUAUAAACAUAGCAGAUUAUGCUAAUUCUGAAGAAAUCCAUGUGUCUGAUGAUAUUUUAGAGAAGCUACAUGUAAACAGGAUAGCAUGCUUUUCAAAUAUGGGACUGCAUGAAAAGGUUCUAGAAGACUGUGAGAUAGCAUUAAGGUUAAAUGAAAAUAAUUUUAGAGCACUCUAUCGGAAAGCAAAAGCAUUGAACGAGCUGGGAAGGUAUAAGACAGCUUAUGAUGCUGUAGCAAAAUGUUCUCUUGCUGUGCCACAGGAUGAAAGUGUGAUUAAGCUUACUCAAGAACUAGCUCAAAAAUUAGGAUUAAAAAUAAGGAAAGCAUAUGUAAGAGCAAAGCCACCCUCAAAUUCAGUUUCCAGUGAUAUAUCAACUCAGAAUUCUUCUUCUGUAGAAGAUAUUGAGUUAGAUUUAUCUGACCAGAAGCAAGAUACGGUUUCUUCUGCUUCUUCAUCAGCCUUUGUUUCUGAAUUGUCUAAAGUGGCAUCAGUGCCCAUAUCAUCUUUAUCUUCUGUUAUGUCUCUUCAAGCGGAAAAAGCUUCUUUGCCUUCUGCAGCAUUGGCAAAUGGAGGAAAUGUUUCUUUCUCUAUGCCAGAAGCAUGUUUAGAUUGUGGAGAUGGAGAUAUAAUUAUUGGUGAAGAACUUGAUGAAUUACUUGAUUCUGUGCCUGAUCCAGAUGAAAGCGUAAUGCAAACUACAGGUGCCAGGGGUCCUAUUCCUGCUGGAGGUGUGGGUCCCAGCGUACCCUUCUCUGCUUCUUUGCUGGGGACGUUGCCCGUUAGCACAGGAUUUGUUCCUCCACCCUCUCUUUCAGAAAUCUUUUCACAGCCUUUGGCUUCUUCACUGGAAAAUUUCUGUUCACCAUUAAGCACCUUUUCAAUCAGUGACCCAAAAAGAGACCUUUCAAGUUCAGCUUCUAGAGAUGGAACACCAACACUUAGCAGCAGUAACUCUCCAUUGUUUAUAAAUGGCCCUAGUAGUUUGUUUGGUUCUGAAAAUUACAUGGGAAUUUCAGGUCAAACUAGAAAUGACUUCUCAAAUGUUUUUAGCAGUGCAACUGCUAGUAUACCUGCAUCUUCAGCACUUGUGGGACGAAACCCACUGGAAGGCACACAUGAGCUAAGACAGGCCUGCCAGUUAUGUUUUGUCAAAAAAGGUCCUAAAUUACUGGAUUAUGCUUACCACCCUAACUUAGAACAUAAAUGUAAGAAGGAUAUUCUAAUUGGUAGAAUAAAAAAUUCUGAAGAUAAAUCAUGGAAAAAAAUACGUCCAAGACCAACAAAAACACAGUAUGUGGGACCAUAUUAUAUAUGUAAAGAUGUUGCUGCUGAAGAGGAAUGCCGCUAUCCGGGGCACUGCACGUUUGCGUAUUGCCAAGAGGAGAUAGACGUGUGGACACUGGAGCGCAAAGGAGCUUUCAGUCGAGAAGCUCUUUUUGGAGGAAAUGGAAAGAUCAACUUUACUGUGUCACGACUUCUUCAAGAACAUCAUGGGUUCUUUAUGUUUCUUUGUGAGAAAUGUUUUGAUCAUAAACCCAGAAUAAUAAGCAAAAGAAACAAGGAUAAUUCAUCUUCUUGUUCUCACCCUGCUAUGCAUGACUUCGAAGAUAACAAGUGCCUUGUCCACAUUUUGCGAGAAACUAUGGUGAAGUAUUCCAAAAUCCGCCCUUUUCAAGUUCGGUGUCAACUUGACCUGUGCAGACAUGAGGUACAUUAUGGCUGCUUAAGAGAGGAUAAAUGCUUUUAUGCUCACAGUCUGGUAGAGCUUAAAGUCUGGAUAAUGCAAAAAGAAACAGGUAUUUCACAUGAUGCUAUUGUUCAAGAAUCAAAGAAAUAUUGGCAGAACAUGGAAGCUAGUGCACAUGGGUCACAGAUCCUUGGGAACCAAAUGAAAUACGGAUCACUUAAUUUGAAGAUGAAGUUUGUUUGUGGCCAGUGCUGGAGGAAUGGUCAAGUUAAUGAGCCAGACAGAAACAAAAAAUACUGCAGUGCAAAGGCAAGACACCCGUGGACCAAAGAUCGCCGUGUGGUGCUUGUAAUGUCUAACGAACGUAAGAAGUGGAUGACCAUUCGUCCCCUUCCUGCAAAGAAACAAGUGCCUCUGCAAUUUGAUCUGUGCAAUCAUAUUGCUUCAGGCAAGAAAUGUCAGUAUGAUGGAAACUGCUCAUUUGCUCACAGUCCUGAGGAGAGAGAGAUGUGGACAUAUAUGAAGGAGAACAGCAUUCAAGACUUGGAGCAGUUGUAUGACAUAUGGCUAAAAAGUCAAAAACCAGAAAAAGGAGAUGAUACAGCUGCUCAGGCAAAUAAAGAAAAUGGAAAGCAAAUUCACAUGCCGACUGACUAUGCUGAAGUAACAGUGGAUUUCCACUGCUGGAUGUGUGGGAAGAACUGUAAUAGUGAGAAACAGUGGCAGGGUCACAUUUCUUCUGAAAAGCAUAAAGAGAAGGUUUUCCACACAGAAGAUGAUCAGAACUGCUGGCAGUAUCGCUUUCCAACCGGAUGUUUUAGCAUUUGUGAUAGAUAUAUGGCUGGUACUUGCACUGAGGGAAACAACUGUAAAUUUGCCCAUGGAAAUGCUGAACUCCAUGAGUGGGAAGAACGAAGACAAGUUUUAAGAAUGAAGCUCAGCAAAGCAAGAAAAGACCACUUGAUUGCUCCCAGUGAUAAUGACUUUGGGAAAUAUAGUUUUUUGUUUAAAGGUUUAGACUAAUACUGAGAUGACAUAUACAUGUUACCAGCUGGAAGCAUAAACCAGAAAAAUUGACAAUAAUCAAAAGCAUGUGACAGAAAAGCUGCAGGUUUUCUGCUUUUAUUGGCAUAUAUUGUUCCUCCUGAACAGCAAAAUAUAGUAGAUUUAGGGGAAUUGAGUGGACCUGUCUGUGCUGUCAUGAAACAGAGCGGUGAAUAAAAAAAUCUGAAGUAUUAUGUGCUUUCUCAGCUCCUGUUGGACAGAAAGUUAGGGAAUAGAAGGGGGAGAGAGGUUGUAAUGUCUAGGAAGCCCCCUAGUGUCAGUCCUUCAGCUGAAAAACUUUACGGUAUCAAGGUAUUACGAAGCAGAGUGUUACGGGCUAAGAAAUGAUGGAUGAAUAUUCUUCAGAUCUUUUAAUGGAGACGAUUUGUUUAAAACAAAGUUUGCUACUUAUCUAUAUGUAGGUUGCUAAAAAGGAUUUUCUUAUUAAAGAUUUUAAACAAAAUAACCAUUUAACUACAAUAUAUGUUGAAUGGGUAUUUUUUCUCUAUUUGUAUGUUUCAAUAUAAUUUACUGAAAAAGGAUCUUGGGAGGAAAAACGUAUUAAUUUUUGAAAAUGAAGUAGUUAAAAUUGUUUCUUGGUCUUUGCUGUUUAAAUGAUGAUUUUGAAAGAUUACACUUGUAUGUCAGUAUUGUGUAUUAUUGUAUGGACUAAUGUUGCCUGUAAUAAAGAGAACUUUACACGAA